GAAAUGCUUCUUAUCAAAGUUCAAGGUUCAAACAAACACGAUGAAAUUAGUAACCGAAGUUAAAGUCUAUAUGUUGAGCAAUAGAAUGUGUUUUGUUAAUUCUAUUCAGAAAAAGAGGUUAUAGUAAAUUAUUUUAUCAGAAAUAAAUUUGUUGUUAUGACGAUGAUUACAAGGCGAAAUCGAUAUUCGCCUUCUGGUUAUUCUGUACCACAUAAAUUCAAAAUGGCGGCGCCCAGUCAGAGUUUCGUAGCACUGUGUUUAUUUUUGAAUAUUUGUUGCUCUAUUGUGAUUGUCUUGAUAAAUAAAUGGAUUUAUACACAUUACGGAUUUCCAAAUGUUACCUUAACAUGCAUUCAUUUUAUCGUGACAACCAUUGGACUUCUGAUAUGUCACCAAUUCAACGUGUUCCAGCACAAACGGCUACCUGUUGUCGGCAUGUUACCGCUAGCGUGUACAUUUUGCGGUUUUGUUGUUUUCACGAACUUGUCAUUAGAAACAAAUACAGUAGGGACAUACCAACUUAUCAAGUCAUUAACAACACCAUGCAUAAUGCUGAUUCAAACCCAGUUUUACCAGAAGAAAUUUUCACUACCUGUGCAACUGACAGUGGUUCCGAUAGCACUUGGUGUGUUUCUCAACUCCUAUUAUGAUGUGAAAUUUAAUGUCAUUGGUAUAGUGUUUGCUGGUAUAGGGGUGCUGGUCACUUCAUUAUAUCAAGUGUGGGUAGGAGAGAAACAACAUGAAUUUCAAGUGAACUCCAUGCAGCUGUUGUUUUAUCAAGCCCCUCUGUCGGCGUUAUUACUCAUGCUCCUCAUUCCAUUUAUAGAACCCAUCGAAAAUUUACCUAGUCUGUGGAAGACAUGGCCUCUAGAAGCUUCG
Molecule: messenger RNA, 879 nt
Organism: Ruditapes philippinarum (Manila clam)
Lineage: Eukaryota; Metazoa; Mollusca; Bivalvia; Venerida; Veneridae
Product: solute carrier family 35 member E3-like
Cellular component (GO): Golgi apparatus
Molecular function (GO): nucleotide-sugar transmembrane transporter activity; antiporter activity
Source: RefSeq, a predicted model, not a curated record